Messenger RNA from Lathyrus sativus (Indian pea), 1509 nucleotides. The record is from the annotation of a GenBank genome assembly. Lineage: Eukaryota; Viridiplantae; Streptophyta; Magnoliopsida; Fabales; Fabaceae.
AUGCUUAACGACGGACAGAAAGUUGAUUUGUAUAAGCUGUUUACUGCGGUUAAGGGUAAAGGUGGGUACGAAGUUGUUUGCGAUCGAGAGUUGUGGGAUUCGGUUGGGGAAGAAUGUGGGUUGGGUGUGGAUGUUGGUUCAUCUGUGAAACGGGUUUAUACUGAGUACAAGAGUGUUUUGGAGGGAUGUCUUGAGAAACUUGUUUCUGGUAAGGUAUCAUAUGAGCGUGUUUUGUUGGAAUCGUUGGCUGAGGUGAAAGCGUUGUUGUAUCAGACUGAGAAUCCUGUGGCUGGAGAGGAGGUUAAAGGUGGAGUUGAAUCCGAUAUGACGGACGUUGGAAAGUUGAGUGAGGGUAAUGAUGAUGCGAACAAAGUAGUGGAAGAGGUUGAGACAGAGGUCGACGCGUCUAAUGCGGUGAAGAGUGGUGAGUCUGGAUUGUUGAAUGGCGAGGGCCGUGAUGGUGGUCAUGGAAAAAGUUAUGGAUUAAAGAGGAAGAGAGAGCCUUUGCCUGAAAUGAUGAGUUGGAUAACUUGUGUCGCGAAUAACCCUUGUGAUCCUGAAAUUGGUUACAUGCCUGAAAAGCCGAGGUGGAAUUCUUACGAUAGUCAGGAGGCUUGGAAGCAGGUUUUGUUGUUUCGAGAGGCUGCGUUUCACAAGAAACAAGGAAGCAUUGAAAAGCUGAAUUGGCAGAAUCAGAAGAUGCAUCCUUGCUUGUACGAUGAUGCUGCUACGACGGCUUACAAUCUAAGGGAGAGGCUGAAACACGACAAGAAACUGUUGGUUGAAAAACCAAAAUCAGCUUCACCAAGCUCAUCAAAUUCAUCCUCUGAUGAACGUGUUGCGAAACAUUUGCGUGAUUCUGUGAGUACCCCUUCGAGUUUUGAGGUAUGGGCAGAUGCAUGCAUCUGUGUGGGGGAAAGUUAUCAAGCUCAACUGCCAGAGUGGACUGGUAUGGCUUCUGAAAGUGAUCCUAAGUGGUUUGGGACCCAGGUUUGGCCACCGCUGGAAGCAGUUAAUUCUCGCUUUCUUAUCGAACGGGAUCCUAUAGGAAAAGGAAGACAAGAAUCAUGUGGCUGCGCUGUGUCGGGUUCUAUUGAAUGUGUCAGAUUUCACGUUUCUGAGAGAAAGGCUAAAGUUAAGCUGGAGUUAGGUGCGGCUUAUGACCAAUGGCAAUUCGAUAAGAUAGGUGAAGAUGUUCGAAAAUUGUGGAACAUUGAAGAUGAGAAAAAAUUCACGGAAGUGAUACAGUCAAACCCUCCAUCAUCUGCGAGACAUUUCUGGGAUCAUAUUUUCCGCGCGUUUCCUAAUAAGAGCAGUGCGUCUCUAGUUAGCUACUACUUCAAUGUCUAUCUUUUGCAACGCAGAGCAUACCAUAGCAGACAUACAGCUGAUGACAUUGAUAGCGAUGAUGAAGAAUCAUUUUGUAAGUUGAAGAGUGUUUUCGGCCAACAGAAAUCGCGUGCCUCCGCCUUUUUGACCCCCAAGAAGCGGCACAGAAAGAGAAGAUAG